AUGAGAGAUCAACAUGAUAAUAUAGUUCAACAAAUAAUCAAUUCGAAUAAUAAUGUUGUACUACGUGGUGUUGUCGAUGCAAGUCCAUUAGCAGACCUAAUAGGUUUUCAUGCUGUUAUUUCCCUCCCCAACGAUCUAAUGCAUGACUUUAAUGAAGGUGUUUGUAGACAAUUAUUAAUGGCUAUGUUAAAAGAAGCUUCAACAAAAAGAAUCCUUACUUAUAGUGAAAUUGAAAGUCGGUUAUUAUCAUUUGAAUAUAGUAUUAAUGAUAAAUCAAAUAAACCACCAGUUAUACGGAAAAAACAUUUAAAAAAGGGUAAAAUUGUUGGUACAGCAUCACAACAGAUGUUACUUUUUAAAUUAUUUCCAAUUAUAUUCUACGAUAUAAUUGAUCGAUUAUAA
This is a messenger RNA of Rotaria sordida, 402 nucleotides long. The record is from the annotation of a GenBank genome assembly. NCBI's taxonomy places the organism in Eukaryota, Metazoa, Rotifera, Eurotatoria, Philodinida, Philodinidae.